ACUUACAGGACAGAACAGGAACAGAGGACAACAAAACCAAUUGUAUGUGCAGGGAAGACCUAGAAUCACACAUAGGGGCAGAGAAAUAUGUAACAACUUUAAUAGUGAGACAGGAUGCAACAGACCCUCAUGUAACUUGGUUCAUAUAUGUUCAACUUGUAAGAUGGGAAAACAUACUUCCACGCAGUGUAAAACAACCACUAAACAAAAGGAGGGCAACCAAAAUGAGAGGCAAUGACUACCUGAUUUUACCAUACAGUCGAUUCCGAAAAACAAGAAAUUUUAACUAUGAUCAACGUCACAGCAUUUAAGUCAGAAUUGCACCAUCAUCCAGACAAAAACUUUGUAGAUACUUUCAUUAAUGGAUUGGAGAAUGGAUUUGACACAGGAAUUUCUAAGCUGCCAUUGACUUCAUUUGAAUGCAAAAAUUUAAGUACAGCUAGGAAGAAACCUGAAGUAGUAGACACUUUACUCAAGUAUGAAAUUGACAAAGGUUAUGUAGAUGGACCAUAUGAUGAACCACCGUUUGAAGUCUAUCGUAUUAGCCCUAUCGGUGUUGCCGAAGGAAAAUACUCGCCGAAGGAAAAUACUCAAAGAAAUACAGAUUGAUAGUAGACCUCUCAUCGCCUCAUGACUCGGCAUCCGAAGUUAGCAUCAAUAGCCUCAUCGAUAAGGAAGAUUACUUGUUACAGUAUGUGCGUAUUGAUGAUGCCAUAAGUAUUUUGAAAUCAUUAGGUGUUAAUUCAUUGAUGUGCAAGACUGACAUUGUGGACGCAUUCAAGCUAUUACCUUUGUCAAAAACAGUGCAACCCUUUUAUGGCAUAAAAUGGAGAAACAAAUAUUACUUUAAUAAACGCUUAGUGUUUGGGUGCAGAAGUAGCCCCAAAAUAUUUGAUAUGCUUUCACAGGCCGUCUGCUGGAUUUUAACCAAUAACUACAAAAUCAAGCAGGUGUUACAUUUGUUAGAUGAUUUCUUGACAUUGGAUCCUACAGAGGAAGAAGGAUUCAGAAGUUUGGCAAUACUAACAAUGGUGUUUGGCAAGUUAGGGAUUCCCAUUUCGUCGAAGAAAACAAAAGGACAAUGUACAGAAAUGGAAUACUUGGGAAUUAUAUUGGACUCUGUUAAACUAGAAGCACGAAUCCCACCAGAAAAAAUAGAGCGCAUAUUUUCUCAUUGGCAAUUUAAAGUCCAAACGUUCCUGCACAAAAAGAGAACUACUCAGCAUAUUAGGGCAUUUCAAUUUCGCAGCACGAAUUAUUCCAGCAGGCAGAUCAUUUAUUUCCUAUCUGUUAACUCUGGCCCAUUCAGUUACUAAAUUACAUCAUCACGUGAAUUUAACUAAAGAAUGCAGAAUGGACUUGGCUAUGUGGGAAACAUUUCUAAAGCAGUGGAAUGGACAUACGUUCUUUCUGGAGGAAAAUGUGACUUGUGCCUCAGACAUAUCCUUGUAUACAGAUGCUUCUUCUACCAUUGGUUACGGGGGUUACUAUUACGGAGAAUGGUUCCAAGGAAAAUGGCCUCCAGAAAUUCAAGACCUCGGCGAUGACACAUUAUCUAUGGCAUUAUUAGAAUUGUAUCCCAUAGUUGUUGCCGCUGUGAUAUGGGGGCAUAAAUGGUCAGGGAAGAGAAUUAAAUUCUGGUGUGAUAAUCUGGCCACUGUUCAGAUAAUUAAAAAACGCAGAUCAAAAUCCCCUAUGAUUAUGAAGCUACUAAGAAAACUAACUUGGAUAUCAGCUAAUAAUAAUUUCCUUGUAUUAUGUGAUCAUGUUCCAGGAAAGAUAAACAUUAUUGCUGACUCUCUUUCUCGUUUCCAGAUGAAAAUUCAGGGAAGUAGCUCCAGCAGCAGCAGCAAUGCCAGUACCAGUACCAUCCUUGAAAGAAUUAAUCCUGUAUUAGAGAAAGAGUCUAGGGACUUAUGUGAAUCUUCAAUCAGCGACAAUACAAGGAGGGCAUACAGAACAGGAUUUACAGUAUAUUGCCAGUUCCUUUCAUCGAUUGGAAUAGAAGCGACUAAUUAUAAUCCACCUAAGAUCUCAGAACAAACCCUUAUUUACUUUGUUACACACUGCUGCAAUUCCCUAAAACUAACGUACAAUACCAUCAAAUUGUAUCUUGCAGCUGUGAGAUUCCAUUAUGUGAAGGCUGGUAUUUCUAAUCCUCUAUCAUCAGAUGAAUCAUGUGCAAGGUUGCAAACAGUGCUGAGGGGAAUUCAAAAACAACAAAGUUCUAAACAGAAGAGGAGGCCCAUUACAUACAGUGUUUUGAUACAAAUUCAAAAUGUCUUGCAGCGGGGUAUGUUCAGUUAUUUCCUAGACACCAUGCUGCAAGCUGCUUGUUCUCUAGCAUUUUUCGCAUUCCUUCGAUGCGGGGAAUUUACUAUGAACGAUAUAAAUCAAGACAACCUAUUGUGUGUGGAAGAUGUCGUCAUGGAUCAAAACUACAAAGCUUAUACUAUCACGCUUAAACGAUCUAAAACUGACCCUUUUCGUAAAGGAAUUCAGAUCCGUUUAUUCCAGUCAGACCAAACCGUGUGUCCAGUGAAAUCCAUGUUAAAAUAUUUAAACCUUCGAAGGAAGUGGUACAACUGUGUCAUGUCUUCAGCCUUAUUUAUGGAUGAAAGUGGAAAUCCAUUAUCAAGACACUUUUUGAUUACGAAACUACAGCAGAUACUCAAAUCGCUAGGUUUGGAUGAUGAGAAUUUCAAUGGCCACUCUUUCAGAAUAGGAGCCGCUACCUCUGCUGCCGGUAGCCAAGUAGAAGAUCAUUUGAUCAAAACCUUGGGUAGAUGGAGCUCAGACUGUUACACCAGGUACAUUCGUUCCAAUGAUCAAACUUUGUCACGUGCGCAAAAGGCAAUGUGUUGUCAAAAAACUGUGUAAAAAGACUAGCUGAAUGUUUAAGGCAGUUGUGUAUGUAAAUGAGCAUGCAAUUUAACAUUUUAUGUUCACAUCAUGUUGUGUAUUUGGUUGUUUUCACAAAACUUGGAGCGGAUUGUUAAACAAUGAACAUUUAUGUACAUAUGUAGUUUUAUAAGCGAAUGUAACUUUACAUUUUAUUUUAUCUCAUGUUCAUAAUACGGGUUAAGUUGGAAUUCAAGAAGAUGAUUUUGCUUUGUAUCUAUGUCAUGAUAUUUUUAAAGUUUUGGUAUCAGA
This is a messenger RNA of Saccostrea cuccullata (small rock oyster), 3153 nucleotides long. RefSeq lists its product as uncharacterized. Bases 1354 to 2880 code for a protein of 508 amino acids. The record is from RefSeq and is a predicted model, not a curated record. NCBI's taxonomy places the organism in Eukaryota, Metazoa, Mollusca, Bivalvia, Ostreida, Ostreidae. Gene Ontology annotation, molecular function: DNA binding. The transcript has a single exon. Gene Ontology annotation, biological process: DNA recombination; DNA integration.